AUGGCUACGGAGGAGAAGAAGCCAGAGACCGAGGCCGCCCGGGCACAGCCGACGCCUUCAUCCUCGGCCACUCAGAGCAAGCCUACACCUGUUAAACCAAACUACGCCCUGAAGUUCACCCUGGCGGGCCACACGAAAGCUGUGUCAUCCGUGAAAUUCAGCCCCAACGGAGAAUGGCUGGCCAGUUCCUCUGCUGAUAAACUCAUUAAAAUUUGGGGUGCUUAUGACGGAAAAUUUGAGAAAACCAUAUCUGGUCACAAACUGGGGAUAUCUGAUGUGGCCUGGUCAUCAGAUUCGAACCUGCUGGUCUCCGCCUCGGACGACAAGACCCUGAAGAUCUGGGACGUGAGCUCGGGGAAGUGUCUGAAAACCCUGAAGGGUCACAGUAAUUACGUCUUUUGCUGCAACUUCAACCCUCAGUCCAACCUCAUCGUCUCAGGAUCGUUUGAUGAAAGCGUGCGGAUAUGGGACGUGAAGACAGGGAAGUGUCUCAAGACUUUGCCUGCUCACUCAGACCCGGUCUCAGCUGUUCACUUCAACCGCGAUGGGUCCCUGAUUGUCUCCAGUAGCUACGAUGGUCUCUGUCGCAUCUGGGACACGGCUUCCGGCCAGUGCUUGAAGACGCUGAUCGAUGACGACAACCCCCCGGUGUCCUUUGUGAAGUUCUCUCCGAAUGGCAAGUACAUCCUGGCAGCCACGCUGGACAACACACUGAAGCUCUGGGACUACAGCAAGGGGAAGUGCCUGAAGACCUACACCGGCCACAAGAACGAGAAAUACUGCAUAUUCGCCAACUUUUCAGUGACUGGUGGGAAGUGGAUCGUGUCUGGCUCUGAAGACAACCUGGUUUACAUCUGGAACCUUCAGACUAAGGAGAUCGUGCAGAAGCUACAGGGCCACACAGAUGUUGUGAUCUCAACGGCGUGCCACCCGACGGAGAACAUCAUCGCGUCUGCGGCGUUAGAAAACGACAAGACAAUUAAGCUCUGGAGAAGUGACUGCUGA
Messenger RNA from Chrysochloris asiatica (Cape golden mole), 1005 nucleotides. It is a transcript of the gene WDR5, whose product is annotated as WD repeat domain 5. Lineage: Eukaryota; Metazoa; Chordata; Mammalia; Afrosoricida; Chrysochloridae. The record is from RefSeq and is a predicted model, not a curated record. The transcript has 13 exons. Bases 1 to 1005 code for a protein of 334 amino acids. Gene Ontology annotation, molecular function: histone binding. Gene Ontology annotation, cellular component: Set1C/COMPASS complex.